AUGGUUAUCAGCGCCCAAGUGCUUAGUAUUAACGUUGGCGGAAGCAGCAACAACAGUAGUAACGGUAACAAUAAUAAUAAAGGAACAAAAUCCUGCAUUGGCAAUAAGAACAAAUCAUCAGGAACGGAAAAAAUUACAACUGGUGACGAAAUCGAAAAUCAGGAAGAUCAGCAACAAAAAAAUCAAGAGUGUAGCAUCAAUUCAUCGGUUGCGAAAACUCCUUCUGCAGUCUGGUUUAAGCAUCAACCGCAGCAGCAUCCUAAGUGGCUGCUGAAUUGCUGCUCAUCAAAUCUUACCACAGCUGCGCAACAAUUAACUGUGCUGAUUGAUAGUAUCAGUAUCGGUAGCUGUAUUCCGAAUCCUAUCGUGACACCAACGACUAAUAUCUCUAUCAUUGCUACUGCUGCUGAUAGCAGGAACACGACGAUACCAGCAACUACAGCGGUUUCCACAACAACUGUUCCUGACACUACGACAGAGCAGGAUAUGAGCCGAGAGAGUCGUCAUGUCCAUGUAAUCGGCCUACCGGAUAGUCUUUCGGAUGAACGAGUUUCAUCAUUUUUUUCCACAUUUGGUCGUGUGCAAAAAGUGGAGCGUUUGGGUACCACUGGUUUUGUGGUUAGCUUCAUGGAUGUUCGGUCGGCACAAAAAGCUCAUUCAGCGGAGCCGAAAUUUCAAGGCCACCAGUUGCGAAUCGCAUUUCACGAACAGAGCAAGAACGGCUUGGUGAACCCAACAACGCCGAGUAACGCAGCUGGACUUGGCUCGCCUCAGAAUGCAAGGAAUGCUAGCAGUGGCAGUACAACAACCGAUUCUCAUCGGCGUUCAUCCGAUCACCAUUCACCGAAUUCAUCCUCAUCAAAGCAGAUUCAGAAAGAACGGAUAUCACAACAUCGACUGUCAUCAUCACGGCGACAAUCUCGAGAACGAGAACGUGAUAGAGAGCGGGGAAAUUCAAGCAGGACUGAUGAACGAUCUCAGCGAAGCAGGAUCUCAGGCAGUAACGAUCGGCGGACUGGUGCUGGUGGUGGCGAUUCACGAACUUCACGGCGGUCACGUCAUUCUCCGCGCGCAUCUGCAUCAUCCGAUUCGAGUCGUGAUUCAGGAAGCCCAAGUGGAUCAUCUGGACACCAUCAUUAUGCAUCCAACACUCAUACUGUGCAAUCAACAAUUAUCAAGCCAGGAGCAUCAGGUUCGCGACGCAACGAUACAAAUGCAUGUAACGAAUUGCCUGCUUCAUGUGGUAACCAUGACAGCCUAUCAAGUGCCUCACAGGGCUUUCAAGGUAUUUAUGUGUCCAAUUUGCCAUCUUCGCGUACAGAAGGCUUUCUGAGAGAUGGCUUGACGAAUUUUUUUAAAAAAUUUGGCAAAGUAGUUCAUAUCAUGUUUGAGACGGAGUCUGGUCCAAAUUUUGUAGAACAACGUCGAGCACUCGUCAUUUUCCAGAGACUACUGGAUGCUGACAAACUCAAAGAUGUUCAUCACUUGUUUGGAUUGCGGUUGAAAAUCAGAUUUGCAAGUCAUACUGCUGUCACAGAAGCUUACAGCACUUAUCUGACAACAAAUGGACAGGAAUGCUUGUCAUCUCAAGAUGCUGCUUCAACAUCGGGUUCUUCCGUAGUCGAUGCGCUCGCUAACCGAGCUUCUCGAACUUUAUAUGUGGGCGGUUUAGAAAGACGGACAACGGAUGAUUCUCUUCGUUCUCGUUUUAGCUGUUUUGGGCAUAUCCUAGAAACAGAGGUUAAGAACUGGGAAAGUCCAUCACCGUUUGCUUUUAUUCAAUUUGCUGAUAUACAUUCAGUUGUCUGUGCAAUUAAUGCUCAUGUUCAAACGGCACAUUCAUCAAGUGCCAAAAGCAAAUUAAAGAUGAAUUGGGGACGUACAAUCGUUAGUAAUAAGAUUUGGAUUGGCGAGUUGCCGUCUAGUUGUUCAGCAGAUUAUUUGCGUGAAAAGAUUCGAGUAUCGUUCACAGAUACGUUUAAUGAAGUUAUAUAUGAUUCGCGUCAUCGGGAAGCUCUUCUUUUGUUCAGCAACAAUGACAGUGCCCAGAGAGCAUUUUCAAUGAUUAAAACAAAGCAAGUAGCUUUUUGGAAUGCGGACGAAAAAAAGGAUGUUCACGUACCAGUGGAUUACUGUUCAGAAAAACUACAUGAUUAUUUUGUUGACCGCAAAUUCCGUGGUGAAUCUGGAAAUGCUCCUGUGAAUAGUACUGGACCAAGUUCAUACGCUGGUAACAACGCAACAGCUUGUUCUAGCGGUGGUUCAGUGGUCGCAUCUACGUCUACUUCAUCGUUACUUGCACCUCCGCCUGAUCCACCAAGUCAUCUUCGUGACACAUCAUCUAGGGUUGAAUGUCGGAGGUCGAGUUCGAAUAUGCUGUCGCGGAGACGAAGAAGUGAUGAACGAGAUGGCUGUAGAACAUCUCGUUCUUUGCGAUAUUCGUCGUAUAAUAGAUCUCGACGACGGCGUGAAAGGACUAGGCGAAAUGAUAUAUCGCCUUCGUCAUCAUCAACCUCUUCAACGUCCAGUGAUUCUGAUGUAAGUAGUUCCAGUACGCCAGAUAGGAAACGUACGGGCCACUCGAAGAGUAACAUCCAACGUUUGCACAGAGAUAAGACCCCAGUAUAUCCUUCCAGUUCACGACAACACAGUUCUCCUUCCAACAAGUCUGAACAAUCUAACAGUACCAUCGGAAACACGCUGCAGACAGUUGCAAGGCGUAGCAGCUCAAGAGCGAGCUUAGUGCAGCUGCUCCCACCUCCCAUGCCAUCGGCACAAAUUCUGAAUCCUAUUAUAACAACAUCAAACGAUAAGAAACAACAAGAGUAUCACCAACCAAUAGAACCAACUACAAAUGAACCAGAUGUAAGGUGCAUCGAUUUUAAGCGCCAGCAGUUUACGCCAUCAUCAAGUUUGUCAGUUGAUAGUGAACUGUCUCAUGAAGGAAACGGAAAAUCGACUGCAGAACAGCGAAGCAAGAAAACGGAACAGCAGCAGCCUGAUUCGAAGCGAUUAGAAAACAAAGAAUCACAUGAUAGUGGGCUUUAUAACUCUGGAACAGAAGUGAAUUUUACUGCAAACGAAAUAAAUACGAUUACGUCAAAUCGAAUUGAAGAAAUUGCUAACACUCUAGUAAACGUACUGCAGCAUCAUUCCAAAGCAUCUACAUCAACUACAACCAGUGCACCAUUGGCUAUAAUGAGUGGUAGUCAUCAGAGUCAUUCGUCGACUUGUUCAAUCCAGCGAUCUAUUGACGAUAUUUGCAACAGUAGCAGACAUCAUUCCAGUAGACCGUCUACUUCUCUGAAUAAACGCACCAAAUGGCCAUGGGGAAAUGAUCCGAUUAAAAAUCACUGCGCGAUUCCGUUGGAUGGGAGUGCUAAUCGAGGUAAAGAUCCGCGUCAUCGCAAGUAUUCGUCGCAAGCUUCCACCUCAUUACCAUUACCAAAAUUUGUGCAUGAACAUCAUUCUGCGCCAAGCUCACGUCGGAAUAGCAUACCGGAUCCAUUUCGUUCCCCGCAGCAACAGAGGCAAGAUUCAAAAUGCCCAAGGAAUUCUUUAUCCGCUUCAAGUUCUGGUCUUCCUGGAUGUAAUUUGAAAUGGAACGCUACGGAAAACUCACCUCCACAGAAAGUGUCCAGAGGGCGAACACAUUCAUCGGUAUCAAGAUCGGAAUCAAGCAAUAGUGAAGCGAUGCUUUCUCCUGACCCCUCAACUACGCAACCUUCGCUUAUAACAACUACCAUAGAUAUUUUUGGAGAUACUUCGCCUGCCAACAACUCGAGUGCAUAUCGCGAACGGCUGGAUGCAUUGGGAGCUACGUUUCAAAAUAUCGAACAAAAGUUUCAGAAAACAAAGCAGAAUACUCAUUUGGAUUAUGACCGCAAAGGAACAUCACAACGCAGUUAUAAAUUCGAGGAAGAACUGGAACGACUAAAAGCACGAACUGGAUCGUCUAGUUCAACGGUAGCCACCUCGCAGUCAGCAACAUCUUGUUCUCACUCCACGUCUAACACGUUCACGGAUUCUUUCACAAGAGUACGUAGUGGUAGUGGUACUACAUCAAUUUUCGAUUCAAAGGAUGCAGAAAGUCAGAAGUUAAUUCGUAAUCCACUUUCACUCUCCAUCCCAAUGCCACCUGCUCCUGUAACUUCUACUAGUUCGAGCCCCUAUACGCCAAUUUUCUAUACCACGUGCACCACUUCCUGCAAUCUUCCAUCACCACAGUUUUCCGGCGCUCAACUUAGGAAGCCUCUCCUGCCACCGAGCAUUACACAGGGCAGUAAUCAGACACCUCCGUCGGCAGCUGCGUCUCGUAUUGCUUAUCCUCCAGAUUUCAGUAUUCCACCUCCACCGCUUCCGCAACCUCCGGUACCUCCGACACUGUCUUUGACAACAUGCAAGUCUGCUGCAGCUGGUGCUUCUCUGAUCUCAGCUCCGCCUCCGCCACCUCCACUGAUAUGUAAUAGCACAUCCCAAUUUGAUCCAGCAUCAUCAUGCAUGUCUACUGUUCAACCACUGGCCCGUAGCGCUGGUCCCCAGAGCAGUACGCAAUCUUCAUCCUGGAGGACUACAACAAAACCGUCUACUCCUCCACCUCCUGCGUCACAUUCCGCUGUUAGUUCGAAACAAACCUCAGUCUCUUCCGCACCUAGCACAACAAAACCGCCAACGUCUAGUUCACUUCUUGGUAAUACCACGUUAGAAAUGGAUAAAGUGCGGUCGCGAACUCAAGGAAGUGAUAAGGUGCAGGUGAGAGAUAAAGAGCAUAUGAAAAUCAAUUCGAAGUCGCAUCUUCCUGAGAAAAAAGGAUCUAAGGAUUCUACGAACAAACAACCUUCACUGAGUGAAUUAUUCCGUCAACAGGCGCAAGAUUCAUCAGAAGUUUUUAAAAAGCAGUUGAAAAAAAUCAAGAAAGAAAAAAGUGAUGAAGCAUCGCACCACAAAUCGAAUGACGAAAGUAAAAAAGGAAUAACUGAGGCCACGAAAGAGAAACACUCAAAGUUGCCGGAAAAGUCGGAUCAAAGUGUAGCUGAGAGAGAGAAAGAUAAACAUGCUGAUGGAAAGGGCCAGUCACAAGAAACGAAGUUGAAAAUCGCUGCCCAGAAGCAGCUGAAAGAAAAAAAGGAAAAAAAGGAACUGAGAGAAAAGGACAAGGAACACGAGAGAGGAGAGCUUACCUCGGAGAAGAAAUCGCAACGACCAGUGGAAAAAAGCAUUAAGAAUAAGCCGGUGAAAGAUUGCACCAGUGCUAAACAAAGGGAAAAGAGAGAAAAGGAACAGUUGCAGAAAGAUCGUACAAAAAAAAAGCAAGAGCAAGAAAAGCAUAAGCAAAAGGAAAAAGAAAAGGAACAGAGAAAGAAGGAAUUGGCGAAGAAGAAGAGAAAGAGAAAAAGAGAGUCAAGUACAAGUUCAAGCGAAGAAACAUCAUCGUCGGAAGUAGAACUCCAUUCAUUUGAUCGAGAAUUGAAACGAUUAUUCAUGGAAGAAGAGGCUUCGGGAUCGCUAGGUUUAUCAAUGUACGACCGAGUCAAGCAGCGCUCAUCCUCGAAACCAGAUGAUACGGCCAAGAAAAAUCGGGCAUUGGAGUUGUUACAGGAAAGGACACAAAGUCGUCGAAAUAACGAACAAAAUCGGCCAAAGCGAGUGCAGCUAGAGAGUUCAUCAUCUGACGAAAAAGAUUCGUCAAACAGUGAAGAAGAAUCUGGUAGUUCGUCGGGUCCUUCAGUAGAUGUUUCCAAAGUUCGCAACAAGAAGAAGAAAACGGAAUCGAAGGGUAAAUCGGCGAGAAAAGCUAAAUCGGUUCUGCAAAAGAAGUUACUCGUUGAUGAUGAAGUCGAGUGUAAUGAUGAUGACGAUGAUGGGGUUGACAAGGAUUCGGAAAGGUCUGAAUCAGAGGAAGAACAUUCGAAACGAAGACGCAGUCGAAAAAUAGCAACAUCAAAAUCUUGUAAAAAGCAGAAAAAAACCACGUCGUUGUCAUUGGAUGACGUAUUUGGAACUUAUUCCACGGAUGACGAAUCUACAAAACAUUCCAGAGGUUCCAUCGUCCCAUCACUAUACAAGGAAAAGGAUGAAAAAGAAGAAGGUAAAAAAGCUGUCACAAAGAUCGAUGGAAAUCAGAAAUUAAAAGACGAAAAAGAGAAGGCGGGAAAUACUAGGCGUUUAAGUUUAAAGAAAGAACGCAAAAAGGAGAAAUUGGAGGAAAGUGAUGAUGAAUCUUGUGAAGAAGGAAAAAAGACUGUCCCACGAAAAGUGGAGAGCAAGCAAGUUUUGGAAAAAUCGGUUGAGAGGAAGGUUACUGGUAAGAAGCGAUGCAGCAAAAAUGAUGAAGUGUGUGAAGCUGCUGCUAUUGCAAACACUGUAGAAGUUCCAGAAAAAAAGAAGCAGAAAGUGGAGAAAUCUUUGAUUGAAAUUUCAAUGUUCCGUGAAGAUAAUAAGAAGACGACUAAAGCAAAGACGUCUACCACACCCGAACAAAAGAAAAAAAAUCGGAAACCUGGAAUUAGUGGGCAGUUUGAAAAGAAACUAGCGAAAAAGUUAAAAAGAGAACAAAAAGAACGAUAUGAGGAACAGAAACGAGAAGCAGCUAUGACGAAACAAAAAGAUGAGAGAUUACAAGAUGAAGGUGAACGGCAAAAAAUGGAUAAAGCUAAUAGUGAUUGCACUGAUGGUACGGGACCUAAUUUUGAUGAACGAAGUCCAAAAACAGCUAUUCAGAGUCAUGAAUCAUCUAGUACCAAAGGUGCUCGCAAAAGGCAUCUUAGAGCCGAAAAUUCAGAACAAGUGAAAAGGAGCAGAAAGGAGCCGAAAUCAUUGAAAGUAGAAAUGUCUGGGACAGAUUCUGAUUCUUAUGAGGAUUUGAAAAAGAAUGAUGCGUUGGUAAUGAAGCAGGAACCAUCAAGUAAAUCUCCCGAGAAUUUUGAUGCAAAUAAUAUAAGAAAUAAUAUAUCCGGACCGGAAAGUAAAAGUGAUUUGCCGUCCGAUGGUACGAACACAGGACCUGAUAUCCCACAAUUAACAAAAAUAUCAGUCGCUUCUAUGCCUGGCACGGUAGAAAUGGAGCACACCGAAAUGGACUGUGUUUCGGAGGAAUGUGCAACGAAUAUAAUUUUACAUACUACAUCGAAUGAAUAUCCUUCACCUCAGAAUACCUCACACGAUGAGUCAGAUCAGUCUAAAAAGUAUGACUCAGUGGAACAGAAGCUGGAAACCGAUAGACCCUUAGUAACAGCGGACAAUGAUAUUGUAUCCAGACAUCCUCAGGAAAACACGGAUCGCAACCAAAAUCAACCAAAGCAACAACAACAGGAGCUUUGCACAUCCGACGAUGAUGAAAGAGAUGGAGGUAGAGAUGUUGAUCGCUGUGUCAUCGGUCGUAAAAAUUCAGUGUCUUCAACGAAUAGCAGUGAAAGUGGCCAGACAAGCUUGUUAUCAACAUCAUCGGCCAAUCUAGAAACUCAGCUGGAAGAUGGUCCUGAGGAUCAAAACCAACAGCAGAUUUUAGGAUCAGAGAAGAUCAGGAUUUCGGGAUCUGCAGAAAUACUCAAGACUGGUCGUAGUCGUGCUACGGAGCAAGAAUGUGUUGAAAAGGCCGAAAACGAAGAGAAGUUGUUUUCCAGUGAUGUGGUCAGCGAAGGUGUCAUUUUUGUACCAAAUUCAGAUGCUGAAUGUUCUAUCGAUCUCACAGUUCAUGGUGCAGAUAUAGUAAGUAAUGCAGUAGUGAAGCAACAGCAGCAACCCCAAAAUGUUGAAGGCUCGGGAGCAAGUAUUUUAGACAGUGUGAAUGAUGCUGAAUCCAACGGAAGUUUCGAAUUGAUUGAUGAGGGACGAGUUGGUGAUGUUGAUUCAUUGCCGGAUCAAGAUAUUGAUAGUGAUUCUGGUGGUAUCAGGCAACAACAACGCCGAGAAUCCACUUAUAAAAUCGAGCAUCUUCAGAAAGAAACGGUGAUGGAAGUAGAAGAGCAUGUGGAUGGUUCUGAAUGUAUUGCUACCGUUCGAGUGCAAGAUGAUGUUCACGAUGUGCAGGAAACCGAAUUUGCUGUGCAGUCGAUUGUUUUAGACGAUAAUCGAAGUCAGCAUAGCGGUGAAGAUGGUAGUGCUGCUAUGGAUUAUUUGAGUGAAGGUGUUGGCAGUACAAAUUCGAGACGUGCUAGCCUGACGGAUACAGCAGGAAUUGCGGAUUUGAGUGCGAAUAAGCAGCAGGAAGAGAGCGAUUCUCAAGAUAAUGCAGAUGUCGACAGUGAUGACAUUAUUACAUCGAAAUUAGCAACAGAUGCCGAACAUCAGGAAAUGCAACUGGAAGAUACGGAUGGCAAUAAAAGUAAAAUGGACACAGAUGAUAAGCGAAGUGAUUCACAUCUUGACGAGGUGAUUGAUGACGUAGUGGCCGGUGGGUAUAUGGAAGUAGAUGCUGAGCAACUAAUGCGUAUAAACUCAAAGAAGGCAAAAGAGGAAGCAGUUUUACGAGCUGCGGCUGCGUCUACGCAAGGAAGCAUCACUCAGAAAGUUCUACCGUCGACAACUUUCUCAAGAGGUGCCGAAACAUCGCAAUAUGAUUAUCAAAGUGCUGCACAUGGACCGUCGCAUACCCAGCAACAACAGUAUGGAAGCAGCGGUUAUCAUAUGCAACAAUCACAACAACAGCGCCAGUUGCAAAUGCCGCAGCAGAUAACUUUGCAGCAGGGCCUUUUGUCGCAACCGCCUCAGCAGCAACAGCAGCUUCAGCAAAAUAUUGUCCAUGGUAAUAGUCAUAUGGUACUGCAGCAGCAACAGCAGCAGCACAUGGGUCAAGCUAUAAUGCAACAACAGCAGCAGCAGGGUACUCGUCUAACGACUUAUCAACAGUCACAAUCACAGAUCAUGAAAGUUCCUGAAACGACAUAUCUUCAACAGCAACACUUACCUCCGAUCGAGCAGCGAGUACAGGGAACCACUGCGAUACCGCAGCAGCAGCAAUCACAUCCGCUGCAGUCAAAGAAUGUAGCAACAGGCAAUUUACCAUCAUAUUACUCAGGUAGAAAUGCUGUUCAGCAAGCUGGCACAGCCAGCUUUACUUCACCUCAGAUGCCGCUUCAACAGCAACAACAGCAUUUGUUCCUGCAGCAACAGCAAACCGCAGAUAACAUGCAAAAUAUAGCUAAUGCAGUAGGUGCUGGUGCUGUACAUGCUGUGUCGCAGUUGUCCGAUGCGCGCCAACAAGUUGUGCAGGCAACGCCAUCACAACAGCAAACAACCCAGUUGGUAGCUCAAUCACACCUGCAACAACAGCAAUCGAUAAAUUACGGUUCACCUAUGAUGAGUUCUACAUGUAGCACUGCAGCAGUAGUAGCUGCACAGAGUGUAGCUGCUGCAUCCAGGCAGCUAGAUUUGAACAAACAAAUGGGUUUAUCAACAACGCCGCUCCAAGAAUCGAUCAGUAGCAGUCCCUAUGAUUUAUAUGCUAAUCUACCGAAGAAACCGGCAACCGGAGCAACACAACCACAGCACCAACAGCAGACUCAAAUAACUCAGCAGCAACAACAGCAGGGGAAAGUUUCCGCAGAAGUGCGCCACAAUCAUCCAAUUCCAUCACCGCUUGCUGCACCAUUAAUGGGACGUACUGGGGCUACGCCUUCGAGUGCAACUGCAUCAAAUUUGCAAGCUAGUCGAUCAAGUGCAUCGACAAAUACUGCACAUCAAAUAAAUCGUACGGUGCAACACCAACAACAACAACAGCAGCAACAACAACUUUCGCCGACUGCACAGCAAGCGGUUGCAUUUGCAAUCGGUUUACCUGGCACAACUUCACCAUUUACUCAAAUGCAACAGCAAUAUUUACAGCAGAUGUAUCGUUCAACACUCUUUAAUACUUUCCAAGCAGCAGCAGCAACAAGUGCCUACAGUGGUGGAAACGUAGCUGCGGCAGCAGGAGCAUAUGGACCAGGUGGUUAUUCAGGACCAGCGAAUAAUCCAACAGCAGCAGCAGUCGCCGUUGCCGCUGCAGGUGUACUGCCUGGUACUGUACGACAAGAUACCCAGCGACAGCAGCAACAGCAGCCGCAUUUAGCGGAUCUUCAACAACAGCAACAGCAAUAUUUGACGUCUAAUCUGUAUCAACAGUCUUCGCCAGCGACUACACUUUGUUCUCCACAGCAAGCUAAUAUUGCAGCUCAACAACUGAAUUCUCUCUACGGUGCUGCCACUGGUGCAUUUCCGAUUUCGUGCGAGUCAUCAUUACUCUCUACACAGCAGAUGACUGGGCAAUCGGGAAUAUAUCAUGUUGGAGCUGGACAACGUCAACAAGAUGUCAAACAAUCAUCGAAACAGAAACAACAGCAAGCGCAGCAGCAGCAGCAGCAAGUCAAAACUUAUGCUGGUCUACCGGCUGCAUCGGUUAUCGCCCGGUAUCCGGUAAUGUGGCAAGGAAUAAUUGCACUUAAAACAAACGAAACUCGUGUGCAGAUGCAUAAGGUUGGCGGUAAUGCUGAAAUGUGCAAACGUUCAUUAGAUCAAUUUACAACAACAUCAAAUCAUAUGCCAUUAAUAAGAAUUAACCAGCGAAUGCGUAUGGAAGCGGGUCAGCUUGAAAGUGUUCAAUGCAAAAUGAUGGAUGAGCAUUCGUACAUCGCGUUGAUUUGUCUUUCAUGUGGUCCGAGCAAAGAAGAUAUAAAAAGUCAGUCCGAGCUUCUCAAAGAACGUUUUGUUGAUUACUUGGAAUCAAAACAAGCUGCUGGAAUAUGCAACGUUGGCAACGAGCAGAAUCCGACGCCUAAUACUAUUGUACACAUCUUUCCACCGUGUGAUUUUGCAUCUGCAUUCCUGCAGAAGAACAGUCCGGAUUUGCUGGAAAUAUUCAGGCAACAGAAAGCUAGCUAUUUAUUCGUCGUCAUUACGUCUGCAAAUUAG
This is a messenger RNA of Brugia malayi, 10887 nucleotides long. RefSeq lists its product as hypothetical. Gene Ontology annotation, molecular function: RNA binding. NCBI's taxonomy places the organism in Eukaryota, Metazoa, Nematoda, Chromadorea, Rhabditida, Onchocercidae. The transcript is spliced from 50 exons. The record is from RefSeq and is a predicted model, not a curated record. Gene Ontology annotation, cellular component: nucleus. Bases 1 to 10887 code for a protein of 3628 amino acids.